AUGAGAGGAGAGAAGGGGAGCGUGUCUUUGUUUCGUCAUUUCUCUCUUUUUUGAAACCGAAUUGUCUCCUUUCUCUCUCUCUCGAAACCGAAGCUCGGAGAAGGCGAUUCUCCUACUCUCGCCGUGGAUCGUCGACAUACCGGCGAUACUCCCUGUCUCCACACCUCCUAACGGAAUCCUCUGUCUCUGUGGCUCGUGUGACUAUGCGAUUCUCCCUCUCUCGCCGUGGAUCAACCGGAAUCGGAAGGUUCAAUUCUGUCUUGCGGUGGCUCUCCUCGACGACUGACGGAGCUCUCUGUCUCUCGGUGGCUCUCCUUGAUGGCUGACGGAGCUAUCUGUCUGGCGGUGGCUGUCCUCGACGGCUGACGGAGCUCUCAGUCGAUGGCUCUCUGCGAAUCGCUCAGGGAUCAAAUCGCGUUUGAUAUGUUCUGUGGAAUCUGAGAUGGCUGGAUCAAACGUGCUUAAGCAUGGGUCAUUUGACAGAGGAAUACGCAGCAUCAAAGGUUAGUCUUUCUCUCUUUUAUCUGGUCGAAAUGUGCUGGUGUAGCUUCUGGUCUGUAAUAAAAUGGUGUAGCUUCUGUCUGACUGGUAGUUAGGUUACUUAAUGGUUGCUUUAGUGUUGGGUUAUGGUUGUGUCACCGUAAUAAAUAGAAUUGAUGGUGUGAAAAUAAAGCAUUGUUUGUUUUUAGUUGUUUGUUGUUAGAUAUAUGUCAAGUCAUAUUGGUUGUGUGUGUUGAAUGCGAGUUGUGUGUGUUGGUUACAUAGACUUGUUGGUUGUGUGUGUUGAAUGCGAAAUCUCUCUCCUUCAUUUUCUUGAACGUUUUAUAAACUGUGUCUUCUAGUUCAUUCUCCAACAGAUGAAUGCGCCUUCUCAUUCCUUUUCCUCUUUCCCCUGUUUCUUCUCAUUCGCUUGUGUCUCCUCUUUCACCUCUUUCACCUCUUUCUCCUCUGUCUCCUCUGUCUCCUUUGUCUCCUUUCUCUCCUCUGUCUCCUCUUUCUCCUCUCUCAUUGACUUCGAAAAUGGAUUUCAAUCCAUUCCAGGACUCGGCAAAUUUUGUUGAACUUCUCCAUAGUCAACAAAAUGUAGUCUUUGGCAGUCAAGGACGCGUUCCAACCUCUUCAUCGCAAGUGCCGUCCUUUGGCAGUCAAGCUGCGGAGCUUCCAGUAGAGCGUAAGGAAAGAAGGACGUGGACAGUGACAGAGGAUAUAGUGCUGAUUAGCAGCUGGCUGAACACUAGCAAAGACCUCGUGGUGGGGAAAGAGCAGAAGUCAGCAACGUUCUGGACAAGAGUUGCAGCAUACUUCUCGGCUAGUCCAAAACUUGCUGGCUAUGAAAAACGCGACGGGAAUCAAUGCAAGCAACGUUGGCACAAGCUGAAUGAAGCAGUUUGCAAGUUUGCUGGGGCGUAUGAGGCAGCCACAAGAGAGAAAACCAGUGGCAUGAAUGACAAUGACGUUCUAAAACUAGCCCACGAAAUCUACUUCAACAACCAAACAAAGAAGUUCAGCCUUGAACAUGCGUGGAACGACCAGAAGUGGUGUGAGUUCGCUACCUCUAAAACUGAAAGUAGCUCCAAAAGGAGGAAGUUCGCUGACGGUUCGCAUUCAGGAGCAAGUUCUCAAGUCAAUGAAUGCGAUGCUGGUGUAGAAGGAACAUCUCGUCCCUCUGGUGUUAAGGCUGCAAAAGCUCGUGGAAAGAAGCCGCAGGUUGAGGGGCAAGAUGUGUCUGAUUAUCAGCUCAUGUGGAGCAUCAAGAAGGAUGACUUGGCAAUGAAGCAACAGCUCUCCAAGAUGAGGGUACUUGAGAAGCUUCUUGCAAAGGAGAAUCUAGCUGAUUAUGAAGAAGAUCUCAAGAAAAAGCUUAUAAAUGAGUUAAUGUAACUCUCGGUUUGUUUGUUUGAUGUUCAAGUUCAUGUUCUAGUUUGUUUUAUGUUCAAGUUGUCUCGGCUUUAUGUCUUCCUUAUGUUUCAUGUUUCAUGUUCUCGGCUUUAGGAUCUACUUAAAUUUGUAAUGUUUUGCUUCAUGUUAUGUCAUGUUCUUUUUCUUGUUCUAA
Brassica napus (rape) is the source of this 2053-nucleotide messenger RNA. RefSeq names its product glutathione S-transferase T3-like. Lineage: Eukaryota; Viridiplantae; Streptophyta; Magnoliopsida; Brassicales; Brassicaceae. The coding region runs from base 862 to 1881 and encodes 339 amino acids. The transcript has 4 exons. The record is from RefSeq and is a predicted model, not a curated record.